AAUCAUUGGGGGGAAUCCAGAGUAGACUUCCAAAGGGGGCGAUUGUAAAGACUGAUUCAGCUUCAGCUCGCGACCUGUUGGAUGCGAGCGAUGUUCCCAGGCGUUCACGCCACACUGAGGUACGAAUCUAUUGGGUUCGUGAACAAUUGGAAUCCCAAAGCGUUGUCAUUGUUUGGAUGAAGGGUAGUGAAAAUCCUAGUGACAUGAUGACCAAAGUGUUGGACACCCGGUAUCGUGAAUUGUUGGGUUUUGUUGCAGGCGAAGGUAUUCUUUCUGUUUCGAGGUUACCAGCCCAGAUGAUGUCUGAGACACCUGAGAGUGAGGAACUGGCCGCACUGAUGGGAGUGAUAGUUGUGGGCCAGCAAUCCCGCGAGAGCAACAAGGACGAGGGGCGACUCUUCAGCAAGAUGUUCAUCCGUCGAGUGGGUCUGGGCGAAGCUGAAAGGGCCUUAGCUGAGUAUGGCCGGAAGCACCAGAUGGCUAAUGCGCAGCUUCAGGUGCUUCGGGACCAGCUUGCUUCUGCCAUGCUGACGCUACCCAUCUGGCAUUGUGUGGUGGAUGCCCUGGACAGACCCAAGAUGCUGGGGGUCUCCAUUUUCUUCAUGCAAAAUAUGGAUGAGUUGACUGAGCUGGCAAGAGAUUGUCUCAUUGAAUUCCUAACAGAGGACAGCCCUGACGAGCUGCAGGAAGGCAUUCGAAAUCCGCAGUUUCAGAUGUGGGCGAAACAAUGGUAUUUGCAGUCCAUGGACUUAUCCGAUGAAAGAAGCAUUAGGUACAUUUGCAGGCUUCGGAGCUGCAAUGUGUUGUUUCAUUGCAUCCGAAAUGGAUUUCACGCGUGCUGUCGCUUGUUACUCGAUGAGUACAGCGACCUGACAGCCAAAGAGCGAUGGCUGGUGUUGGCGGAGCCCCUCAGACUUCUUCCAAAGUUUCAGGCCAAUAGUAUCCACGAAGCAGCCUACUGUGGAUCUGCCCAAUGCUUGAGGGUGCUGGUGGAGUAUGCGAAACGUCACAACUUGGACUGGAAGGAUCUGAAGGAUUCUACGGAUCGGACGGCCUUGGCUCUGGCCGAGGACCAAAGGAAGCGAGGCAAAGAGGGUGCUGUUGAAUGCUGCCACCUGUUGCGAUUGGAAUAUGGAGAGAGCGCAACUGACCUUGGGACCUUGGACAGUUCCUUUGCCUUUGAAGGCAUUCUCAUCAUCGAUGUGGAAAACCAAGCCAUGGAGAAGCGUCGAUACAAAUAUCCCUUGCCAGCCGAGUGCUCCUGGGCACAUCUAGGUGCAACUUGUGGCAAGGCCAUGCAGGAAGUCUGGCAGCAUGGUGAGAUGGGAAGGAUUGCAGUUCUGUUGGUCUCUCAGCACAUCUAUGGUGCCGAUACUGAUGCAAUCCAUGCAUUUUUUCGAUGCUGCAGAAAUGCAUGGAGCCUGGGGUUUUCGAAGUGCCGCUUCAUGGAACCCCAAGCCUCACUGCUGGUGCUUGAUGCGGUAAAGGAGCUAUUGGCCGACAGUAACAUGCCGAAGUGGGAGAGGCUGUACGUUUUCCAACCCAUGAGUUGCGUGAAAGAGGAGAAAGGCGAUCGUGUUUUUCUGGAGGAGCAAAUGAAAUGCGACAGCCAGAGCUUCAUCCAAAAAGUCAAUGGCCUUUGCAAUCUCAUCGCCAGCAAGCCUCAUUUGCCCUUGUGGCGUUGCGACCGGCUUCAUUCAUCUUGGUACAUGGACUACGAUCCUGGCUUGGGUGCUUGUUUCCAAGCAGCUUUGGAUGUGAAGAGUUGCGUUCGUUUGCUACAAUCUCCAGCUGAAAAGCCCAUCUACCGCUCCUUCUGGCCCCGUUUGUUGGCUGUGGACCGCCGUUGGCUCAACCGCCUGCGGAUGCUUUCGGAUGCCUCCUUGACGGACCCCUGGCAGGCUGUGGACCCCUGCGCACGGCCGUGCUUGGUGCGCUGCGCGCAGCUGUGGCUCUGGGCGCUGUGUCCGCAGGGGGAUCCGAGCUUCUGGGUGCACAGCCGGUUGUUGCAGAGGCAGCAGCUGGAGGAGCUGUGCUCCGAAGUGGACAGUGGAUUGGUGGGCUUGCUGAUGAUGUCCAAGUUAAUGCCUGGACUGCAGCAGGACCUGAACAACAGCCUUCCGCCGUUGGCCCGCUCAUGGCUGCCCGCCACCGCCCGCGUCUUGUCUGCGGCGGAUGCUGCAGCGGCUGCACAGGGCGAGGAGGCUCCCUCAGUGGAAUGUUCAGCACCUUUGCCUCAUGUUCUGAUUCGGGCCUUGAGCUCAGACUUGGAAGUUGGCAGCUCUCCACUGCCGUGUCCCAGCUGGACCCAACUAGGCAGAUGCACUCUGUUGGCCAGCGCCGUUGCGAUUCGUUGCCGCGGCCGCACAGUGGCAAGGACUGCCGCAAAGACUAAGGCUGCGACAGUCGAGCCAAAGGGUGUAUCGGCCGAAACAGCGCUGAUGACAACACAGGCAGAGGUUUCGAAGAAAUUGGACAUGUUCGAAAGUGUUCGCCAUGUAUGCCAAUCUGUUGACAUUCCACUGCCCGGAGUUGUGGUGGUUGGGGAGCAGUCGGCUGGCAAAUCAUCCCUGCUGGAAAACAUCUCCGGGAUUCAGUUUCCGAGAGCACAGAACACUUGUACAAGGAUGCCUUGCGUGCUGUCGCUGCUUACCGAUCCAACAGUUAAGGAAUCCCACGCCAUGGUUUCCAUCGACCCAGGUUUUGCUAAUGCAACAACAUGCACCGUGCCGGAAGUUGAAAAGCAGAUCAAACAGCUGACCGAAGAAUAUGCGACUGGCGGCGACCAGUUCAUCUCAAGCCAGGCUAUGUAUAUUCGCGUGGUUCGCAAGGAAGGACCCCAGCUGAGUUUGAUUGACCUUCCUGGUGUCACGCACAACUCUGAUGAGAUGAAGGACAUCCAUGAGGUGACUGUGAACUUGGUGGAAGAAUACAUCCGACCUAAAGAGAUGGUCAUCCUUUGCGUGAUCCCUGCCAUGUCUGACUUUGGUAAUGCGGAGGUGGUGAAAUUGGCGCGGAAGUACGAUCCAGAUGGCAUCCGAACUUUGGGCGUUGUAACAAAGUGCGAUGAUGCCGCCAAUGCCGAAGCUUCUGAUAUUGUGAAGAAGGUUUUGAUGUCGAGAUCUUCGGAUGUUCGUCUGGAGCUGGGUUUUCACUGCGUGGUGAACCGCUCGCAGAAGAACAUCGACGAGGAAAUGAGUCGCGAAGAUCUUUGGGCCAAGGAAAGGAAGAUCUUUACCAAGAACGAGCGCAUGAAGAGAUUGCCAGAGAAGAACUGGGGCACCCUGCGCUUGAUGGAAAAAGUUGCCAAGAUUCAGGAAGCCCGUGUGGAUGAGUGUCUCCCGAAGAUCAAGGAAUCAGUACGCAGGAAGAUGGGCGAAUUGCAGGCAGAAUUGCGAGAGGUGCCCCCUCAGCCGGAGACGGGGGCAGACAAGUCCAGGCUCUUAAACAGACUUGUAUCACAGAUCCGAGAUGAUUUGGCGCGCCGAAUCCGAGCAGAGUUCAUGUCUGCUGAGCCUUCUGAUCGACACUUGACUAUUGCUCCAAUUGUUGCUUCGAUGGUUCAGAACUUCAAGAGUCAGCUGCUGAAGAAAAAUCCAAAUUGGUUGGGAGAAGCUAUGAUUGAGGAGGUGGAUUACACCGUGCAGACCUUUGUGACUGGCUACACCGUGGACAAUCUCACAGGUCCCCAGGUCUUCAACAACCUCAUCAAGCAGACCUUCAUCGAUGAAGGGCUGUUGAAACGCAGCGUUCAUGGCUUGGUCACAGAUGUUGGUGAGCACCUUCGCAGUGUGGUGAUGCAUGUAAUUGAAGUCCACGCGAACAACUAUCCCAUCCUCUCCAAUCGUUUGGAUGCCAAGGCUGAGGAAUGCAUUGACCAACUCGCAGCCAAAACCCGAGAUGUAUGCGGGAUGCUCGCAGAGGCUGAGGAAGUAACGUCCACCACGUAUGGUCAGUACACAGUCAAGCUGACGGAGUUUCGAAAGUCUUGGCUUCAGGAUCCCGAGGAUGGGGGCACAGAUACUCUUGCGACAGCGCUUCGGGGAGCUGAAGGGCAGAGUGAGGUACCAGUAGAGUUCCUGACCUUAGUCGAGGAAGCCCAAGAAGAGCCUCGAAAACUCGCAACCCUUGAAAUCUGUGCCUCGCUACACGUCUACACUGGGUUAAUGAUUGAGGGAUUUGUGGAAUCGUCUGCGAAACUUGUCAAGUUCUUCAUGAUGUUGCAACUGGCAGACCAGCUGGAGGCAAUCUGGAGAGGGGAUUUGGGUGCGCUGGAUGAACUUUUCCCAACGGAUCAGACACUGGCUCUGAAAAAAGAAGACCUCACAAGGAAAAUCGACGAGUUGUCCGGCUUCAAGGACAAGCUGAUGAAUCUGCGACCUGCGGCGCUGCCGGCCAAGAGACGAAAGCGGACGCUUUCCGCGAACGCCCAAACCAGGGCAAGUGCAUCGAAGAGACCAUAG
This is a messenger RNA of Cladocopium goreaui, 4463 nucleotides long. The record is from the annotation of a GenBank genome assembly. NCBI's taxonomy places the organism in Eukaryota, Dinophyceae, Suessiales, Symbiodiniaceae.